GCCCGAUUCUACACAGGAAUCCUCCUAUUUCAGGUCUUUACAAGUUCAAAUCAUUCAUAGCGACCACCAUGGCAACUUCGAUUACAGCCCCUUCAUAUCAAGAACGUGCUGCUGAAAAGCGCGCAAAUCAACUCGCCCUCAUCCCACCCGAGUGGCGACUCUCCCAAGUCCCUUCGGGAGAAUCACACCCGGAUGCUCUAGCAUACAUUCGCCGCAUCCUCACACCGUCGGAACUCGCACUCACAGAAGAAACGGAUAUCACAGUUCUCCUUCGCAAGUUGUCUUCUGCGGAGCUGUCUUCACUAGAAUUGACCAGAGCGUUCGCUAAGCGCGCCGCAUUGGCUCACCAGCUGACGACAUGUUGUACGGAAAUUUUCUUCGAGGAGGCCUUUGUGACAGCGAAGGAGAUGGAUGAGUAUCUAGCGAAGACGGGGACGACCCUUGGACCUCUGCAUGGGUUACCUGUUUCGAUUAAGGAUUUGUUUUCGGUGAAGGGGGUGGAUACAUCGAUCGGAUGGGUGGGUUUAACAAACACCCCUGCUCCUGCAGAUAAAUCCGUGGCGCGAACACUACGACGUCUUGGAGCUGUGUUAUACGUAAAGACCAACUUGCCUCAGUCAAUGAUGAUGUCCGACUCUUAUAACCACGUCUUCGGGCAAUGCGUCAACCCGUUCAAUCGCAACUUGAUUUCUGGGGGAAGUUCUGGCGGCGAGUCAUCUCUCGUUGCGGCUAGGGGAAGUGCGCUUGGUAUCGGGACGGAUCUCGGCGGUUCGAUUCGGAUUCCUGCGAGUUUGUGUGGACUGUAUGGACUGUCGCCUACGCCGGGGCGGCAUCCGUACGAGCGUGGAAAUCCCGGUCAAGAUAUCGUUCGCUCGGUCGCAGGGCCCAUGAGUUGUAGUUUGGCUACUAUUGAGCGGUACAUGGAGGCCCUGCCUUGUGCAUCGCCAUGGGAACUCGAUCAUCAUACGGCUCCCGUCCCGUGGCGACGAAGCAUGGCCUCUCUUAAAGCAAAGAGACUCAGAAUAGGCUUCUUGGUCGAUGAUGGCGUGGUCAAGGUUCAACCCCCGAUUGCACGGGCAGUGCAGGAAGUCGUUGCUGCAUUGAAGGCAGCUGGUCAUGAAGUUUUCGAAUGGGACGCUUCAUCCCAUGGGUAUGCGUACCAACUCUGGGAAAAGGCCAUUCUCUCGGACGGCGGCGAGGGCUGCCGCAGGAAGAUUGAAAUGACUGGGGAGCCUUUGAUUGAGGGUAUGCUAGUUGGCACUGAGAAAGAUAUUCUAACUACAUCCGAGACUCAUCAACUUAAUGCCGACAAAUAUCUCUAUGAGAGUGAAUAUCUCGAUCGCUGGACAACUUCCGGCAUCGAUGCUCUCAUCAUGCCCAACACGCCUUGGGUCGGAUACAAGCCCUGGACGUGGGUCAAAUCCAGUGCCUAUGUGGGAUAUACCAGUAUCUGGAACUUGUUGGGGUAUGCUGCCUUGGCGGUUCCUGCUACGACUGUAUCUAGGGAAAAGGAUAUGUCCGACCAAGAAUGGUUGGAUCAUGUCCCACGUAAUGCGGGCGAUAAGUUUAAUAAAGAGCAGUAUGAUAUUGAUUUAGUUGAUGGAAUGCCCGUUGGAUUACAGAUUGUCGGCGGGCGCUUUGGGGAGGAGAAGUGUGUGUCUGUGGCAAAGGCGAUUGAGCAGGCUAUGCGAUGGAGAGAUGCAGCCCGGCCGAGCCUUUGAUAUAUUAUACCUACAACGAAC
Penicillium brasilianum is the source of this 1742-nucleotide messenger RNA. The record is from the annotation of a GenBank genome assembly. Lineage: Eukaryota; Fungi; Ascomycota; Eurotiomycetes; Eurotiales; Aspergillaceae.